GGGCUCUGCUGCUUCGCACCCAAGUGUGGCCGAGACGCCAGAGCGGAGUGGGAGAGGAAAGGUGGGAAUGGAGUUGGCGAGCAGUUGUAGCGUCUUCCUCUCGGCCGCUCUCCCUCCUGUCUUCUGCAGGAGUCGAUGGAGAAGCAGAAGCGGUGGCUUCGCGAGUGGUGGCGCUAAAUUUCAUGUCAGCUCCAAUUUGGAGGAAGAAGCUAUGAAGCACAAUGACCCUGAAUCUUCAUCGGGCAAAAUUAACAUGAAGGAAACUAAGUCACUGCCUUCAAGACGUAAAUGCCUUACUUGUUUAUGUGCAUCUCUAGCAGUAAUAAAUAUCUCUGGUCCUUCAUUCUAUGCACCCACUGGACUUGCCUCAGAGAAGAUGGAGGGCUCCUCUAGUAAAUUAAAAUCUGUAUGUCGAAAUUGUGCUGGAAGUGGCGUAGUAUUAUGUGACAUGUGUGGCGGCACAGGAAAAUGGAAAGCACUCAACCGAAAGCGAGCAAAGGAUGUAUAUGAGUUUACUGAGUGCCCAAAUUGUUAUGGUCGUGGAAAGCUGGUCUGCCCAGUUUGUCUUGGCACAGGCUUGCCCAACAACAAGGGGCUUCUUCGGCGACCAGAGGCACGAAAGUUGCUAGAGAAGAUGUAUAAUGGCAGGCUGUUGCCCACAUCUUGACUACUGUUCCAGGCAUGUUCGACAGCUUGCAGUUUAUUGCCCAUAAUUUCUUAUUUGUAGCAGAACUACAUGUUUGAUUACAUGAUCUACCAUUCCAACCAAAGCAAUGGUUAUAUGGAUUCUUUUGUGGAGCUUAUGAGCAUACCUACAAGGUUGAUUGUUAACUUCAACCAACCUGUUGAUGGAAAAAGGAUGCACACAACAAGAAGUUAGUAUAGUCUGGAUUUUUCACAAAUGCUUCAGUGCUGAUUUAGAAAAAAAUAUUCCCUUAAUGUAUAUACCAGAUCACAAAUGUUUGUGCAGAAGCAUAUUUUGAGCUCAACUGGUAAAAAGGUCUAAUGUAUUCCUAUUUCUGGGUCAAUGGUGAUUCAUGCUUGAGAGACAUGUGAGCAUAUAUAUAUACUAUGAACCAACUUGCUUUUU
Molecule: messenger RNA, 1090 nt
Organism: Musa acuminata subsp. malaccensis (wild Malaysian banana)
Lineage: Eukaryota; Viridiplantae; Streptophyta; Magnoliopsida; Zingiberales; Musaceae
Product: protein PHOTOSYSTEM I ASSEMBLY 2, chloroplastic
Biological process (GO): photosystem I assembly
Cellular component (GO): chloroplast
Molecular function (GO): protein-disulfide reductase [NAD(P)H] activity
Source: RefSeq, a predicted model, not a curated record